This is a messenger RNA of Chaetomium fimeti, 563 nucleotides long. RefSeq lists its product as uncharacterized. Lineage: Eukaryota; Fungi; Ascomycota; Sordariomycetes; Sordariales; Chaetomiaceae. The transcript has a single exon. The record is from RefSeq and is a predicted model, not a curated record. Bases 231 to 413 code for a protein of 60 amino acids.
AGCAGCAGCAGCAGCAGCAGCAGCAGCAGCAGCAGCAGCAGCAGCAGGAGCAGGAGCAGCCCCAACCCGAACCCACCGUUGAUGCCACCACCGCCCGCAACAAUGACACCACCACCACCCCAAACCCAACCGCAACCGCAAUCCCAGCCCUCCCCGAACCAGACGGAUCCCCAGCAACAACAACAGUGCACGUCAACGGGCAGUCUGUCGCCCUAGACGCGCUGGGGCCGAUGGUGGUGAACCGCGACGGGACGGUGUCGCGGAUCGGCAACUGGCACGAGAUGAGCGGGAUCGAGCGGCAGAACACGCUGCGGAUCCUCGGGAAGCGGAACCAGCUGCGGCUGGGGAAUUUGAGGGCUGGGAGGGCUGCUGAUUUGGCGCCCGGGGAUGGGGAGGGGGGUGGUAAGUGGUAGGAGUAGGUGUUGGGUAGUUGGGUAGGGGAUUGUAGGUUUGAUAUCGAAAGGGGAAUCGAGAGCACGUUAGUUACGAGUAGAUAUGCGUGAUGACGAUCAGACGAUCAGAAUAGAGCAAGACCACACAUCUCAUCAUCAUAUCAAACGCCA